CCGAGCAAUAUACAUGUUUUGGUGGCUGUCUGGCAAUGUAAUUUGCAUCAACCAAAGUGUGUAGUAUAGAUGUGGCCUAAAGCUCCUUUAAAGUGAGUAUAAAUGUAAUUAUGUUUGUCUUUAAGGCCCCUUUAUUCUGCCAGAGUGGCAUAAAAGAGCCUUAAUGUGUAUGAAAAUCAAAAUCCAUUUCUUUGUAGUUAAAAUCUCAAGCUAGUGUUAUAUUCAGGUUUUUAUUGUUUUGAUUUGGGAUUUUUUGCAUACAAUUAUUUCUUGCUUGGGUGUGUAUUACAAUAGGUACCAUGCACUUUUGUUACAUAAUAACACGAGCUACUAUAUACAGUUCAAACCAGGUUUUGUCAAAAACGUUUCAGUUGUGUUUUCUUUUUUUUUCUUUUUUUUUUUAUGAACCUGUGGUAGUUUUGGAUUCAUGGUGUUUAGGAAUGUUGUUAUUCACCAAAAUGUCUUUAAUUAUGAUGCUUUACAUUUUCUUGUGGGUUUUUUUUAAGAAAGCACAAUAAUAUGGAAUGCUUUUAUUUUUACAUUCCAACAUUAUUUUUAUUGUUUUAUUAAAACCUGUACCACCAAAUGUAGUGCAUCCGACUAGGUUAGUAUCUCUUUAAAGAGUUUGUGAGCCCUCUAGUGGUACUCACUGUGUUACAUGUUUUCAAAAGCCACCAGAAACCAGUCAGUGCAGAGGUAUGGGUGUAGCUAUGCUUUGCAUGUUUGUGUAUAUGUAAUAAGCACAGUUAUUUGGGAUCAUGCUGUGCUGUGUUGUUUCAUAUUGUUUUGUUGUGGGAAGAGCAAAAACCACCGUACUGAACCAGAGCACCAAGAACCUCCCAAAACAGAACUUGCAAAACGUCUAAAAUGUUCAGUACAAUGUUUUAGUUUAUCAGUUUUUCCAAUUACAAAUGUUCUACUUACAGACUCUCAUACAAAAACUAAAGACACUUUAGGCAGCCAUAUUAUGAGACCCCACCUGAAUUGUUCUUCAUUUUACAGCCCCUCCAGCUAUCAGCUCCCAACCUUCUUAGGUGCCUGCAAGAUAAAUUGGGCUUUGCAGCAUGCAAUGGUGCGAAAUCUAGGCACUAAUGGACCAAGGAGGGAAGCAAAUUCCCGAGCCAAGGGCCUCAAAUGGGGAGUUCCCUUCUUAUUUCUGAGCUACCAAAGAUUUUGGAGGGGGUUUGACUCAUCUCCACUAACAUAUAUGAAAAAAUAAAGUAUUUAAAGAUUUGAAGAAGAUAAUGAGAAAUAUAUGGUCCAUCUGAAUAGAUAUCAAAUAGCACUUCUAACUGUGAAAGCUAGAACAUUUUUUCUCAAACACAUUUAACUCUGCUACUAUUUAAUGCAUCCGUGUUUUGAGGUUAUUAAAUACAAGCUAAUUAAACUCCAUGAGCAGUUAUCCAAAGAGGCAGAUUUUAAAUUAACUAACUGUAAUAUAAAUCAGUGUAAAAAGGGAAGUGUAUAUUUAAGUGCAGCUGUGAUUGUUUUCUGUUGUAAAAUGCUGAGAUUUACUUUUGAUUCUCUAGAGCACACAGUGUGACAGUGAGAUCAAAAUCUUCUUCCCACAUUAUCUCAAUACAGGGCAUAUGUGCAGGAGAGACGUGGCAUGGGUCUUUUCUAUGGCCACUACUGCUCUGCCUCCCUCCCCUCACAACCCCUUUCAGCCAGAGGAUUGGCAUAGCCUUGAAUGCUCCGAUCUCAUUCCAUGUAAACCCUAUCUCCAUGCAGGGAGCCUACACAGAACUAAGUUCCAUUGUGUGUAUAGGAUCUGAAUCCCUGAAGCAGCACAGGGAAUCCUGACCCAUCCGUGGAAUAGAAUGACAUUUGUUCUGCUCUGUCCAGGGCCUCAUGGGAGAUGGGCUGGGGGUGGGCAGGAUUGGUUUCUAAAUUAACAAAGAGCAGUGUACCAGUCACAGCAGAGGACAUGGCAUUCUCAGCACCCCUUUUCUCCAAAAGCAAAAUGACCUUGAACUAUAGAAUCUUCACAUCUAGAUUAGACUUGCUCCUCAUGUUUCAUAUAUGCUACCAAAAACGGUUUUCUCCUUGUUUACAGAAAUAAACAUAGUUUUAAAUUCCCUCUCUUAUGCUGGGUUUCUGACUAAUUUUGAAGAUUUGCGCAGCAUACCUCUUUCCUGAAUGACAAUGUGCUUAUUGGGUGGUUCUAAGAACUACUUGGUAUUACCCAAACAGCUCUGAUAGCAAUUCAUAAAACCAGAAUGUGACAUGCAGGAGGAUGCUUGCAAAUAUACAAGAGGGUCUUUACAUUACAUUUAGAAAAUUAAAGUAUUUGUAUCGAGAUUAUGUAGCAGAACCCAAAAAAGUGAAAGAGGAAAACUGUAAUAUGCAUACUUGGUUUGUGUGUUUUUCUCUAGGAAAGAAGUACCAGUAAGUGAAGCAAGGAUUUAUGAUAUAAAAUUGCAGGGCACAGUUAUCCACCAAUAAGUGUCAGUUUAAUGAUGGCACCAUUUUGUAUGUAAAUGUCUGUAUGAAUUUGAGUUAACCAUUUCAGGCCAGGAAGAGUAUUCUAGUCUCUUAGGGAAAAUUGUGCCCUUCCACACAACAAGGAAAUUAGAUGGAAAAUUCUAUAGCUUCACAGCCACAGAAUUCCACUAGUGGGAGAGAGAUGGGCUGUGCCCCCUCCUGGUCUUCUGGCGUGGGCAGGUGACGUUACCCGUCCAAACUGAAGACAUCCCGAGUGCUAUAAAAUAAAUCCAGAUGUCAGGGCAGCGACUCCAGGUCAAAAUGUAUGCAUAGAAGGCCAUUUCCUCCACCAUCACUUCCCAUGAUUCCCUCCAUGGCAGCACAGCUUUCUAGUGAGCGAUGCUCCCACUACUUUCCAAUCCAUGCUUCAGGGAAAUCUCUAUUCUCUUAUGGUCUACAUAAGAACGGCUAUACUGGGUCAGACCAAAGGUCCAUCUAGCUCAGUAUCCUGUCUUCCGACAGUGGCCAAUGCCAGGUGCCCCAGAGGGAAUGAACAGAACAGGUAAUCAAGUGAUCCAUUCCCUGUCACUCCUUCCCACCUUCUGGCAAACGGAAGCUAGGGACACCAUUCCUGCCCUGUCUAGUCUCACUUUUUAUUAUUAAAUAAAUAGUAUAUUUUGCAUUGAAAGAGUGUUAAAUUAAUUGUGAAGUUCUUUGAGUAUGUAUUAAGCACAAUAAAAAUAAAUAAAUUAAUAAAUACAUCAGUGAUUGUGCUGAGAACAGUUUUCCCCAUGCCCUGUCUUCUUCCCACCCAGUCACUCCCUCUUCCAAAACCAAGGAAGUGUACCUCUGAAGAGACUGCAUGUGUGUGUGUGAUGAUGAUGAUGAUGAUGCCCCUUAAAUAACAUUUCUGAAGAUGUUUCAGUCUUCUCUUGCCUUUUAUUACUCUCCAGGAGAGUCAGCAGCUCACUUGAUAACAUCCUUGAGGUAGCCGUGGGAGAUGUUUUCAAAAGUAGUGUAUGUUACCAAUAUUAUAAUUCUUGUAUAACAAAUUUACUUGCCUCUUUCUGUCUUCUUAAUUAUUUUCCAGUUUUUAACAAAUUCCUUUGCUUGGUCCCUCCUCAGAUAAGUGUUAGAAUAUUAUAGUUCACUGAAUGGGCUGUAAAGGGGGACACUGAUUGCAUAAUGUGGUUAUCAGCUUUGCUAAAAAACCCUAAUGGUAAUAUUUUUCUUGUCCUAAUCACAGAGAUGAUGGUGUCUCUUUGGUGUUUCUCUGUUGUUUAUUUAGCUAUAAUGUGAAAGAGAACCCCACCUUUUCAUGUGUGUCUCCAAAUUAGAUUGGAGUUAGCUCUUCAGUAGGUCUGAUUAUUAAAUUUAUAUGCAAUCCUUUUACACAAUAUAAAAGUAAUAAGAACAAAGUAUAUGACUAGCUGACAUACAGUUUCUUCAGUGUUUCAGUUCAUGUUGUGCUAAUUCACCUUGAUAUUUCAGAUAAUUUUAGACUUUGAUAAUAGUUCCCUUAAAAAGCUCUAUAUUAUUGAUUUUCCUUUAACAGUGAAUAAAGAUAAUAUGUACAAAAUACUACUUUUCUGGUUGCUGUAAGAGUAAAGGAGUGCAAGAAGAAACUUGUAAGAAAUAUAGUCUAGUAAUAACAAAUUUCUCAACAUGAUGAGAGGCCUGAUCCAGUGCCCAGAGAAGUCAGUGGAAGGACUCCCAUUAAAUUCCAUGGGCAUUGGAUCAGUCAGGCCUUAAAACAAAAGGAAUUUGUGCCAUGUCCCUUCUCUGACAUGUCUUUUUAGAACUUGACCUGAUUUUUGCAGAUUUAGGCCUGAUUAUGCAAAACGGAUAUAGCUGUCUUCCUGUAUUCAAGGGUUGCAUUCUUCAACCUUCUAAAGAAAAUAAAAUGUGAUCUGGCAUUUUCUCCUGCAUUAAAUGAAGCCCUGUUAAUAUUUACUUUGAAUAGGUGUUUGCUUAAUGCAGUUAUUGUGGAACACAUUCCAACUUGUCCAAAGAAUGAUGUUUCCAACUGCUGAGUAAAUGACCCUUGAAUUAUGAAGUUAGUUGUUCAGUUUUAGCCAGAGGGAUGAUGCCACUUUCUAUAAAAUUGUGGUAAAUACGUUCCAGGUAUUAAAUACUCAGUGUACUGUUCCAGCAUAACAAAGCCAACCGCAACCUUUGAAAUACGCUUUUUCUUAUUUGUUUUUAUGAGAGAUGAAGUGUUGGACUAUGUCAUAUUGCUAUAGGUUUGCUUUGAAGUCAUAUUUGGCAGGAAACUGUUUUUUGUUUUCUUUAAUUGCCUCACUGAGACUGUUUAUGCUAAGGAGGUACAAUACUUUCCACAAAGAAUAAACUGCAAAUUCAGCACUGAGCACACAAAGAAAACAACAUCCUCAGUUUUGCUUUUAUUUAUUUUUUCCUGUGUUUAUUUUAUAACUUGCUGCACUUUUAUAGGUUACCACUUCACAGUACACCUGUUCUCUGGUUCUGUGUAGUCUCCUUGCCUAUAGAAACUGGCUCCUCUAUGCCAGCAUCCCCUAUUAUUGCACUAAUUUAAUUUCUCAGCUUUCUUUCUUUCUCAGCUGAGCGGUAAUUAUGAAUUUGUAUGGCUACUGCGAUGUAACUUUGAGAAUGCUGUUCUGACAUUUUGGCUGCUGUGCAAAUGCCAUUGUAGCUUUUUUUCUGUUUCUCUGAGCUGCAGAUUUCAGGUGCUGCUGCAGAACUGUUUAAAGUAAUGAAGAUUAUUCUUAUUGAAUACACUCUACUGGGAAAAAAUAUAUAUGUGGAAAGUUGUCACAGUUUCAGUUAAGUAAGCACAAUGGUAUUAAUGAUGUCCUGAUAUGAUUGCCCAUUGUAUUAUCAGCUUUCAGAAUGAUGCCUUCCAGUUGGAAAUGUACUGCAGAAACUAUCCACUGAUGCCCUUUCAGCAGAUGUUACCUCUAAGGACGCCAUACCAUGGCGAGUGAAGUGAUUAUUAUUAGAAAGGGCUACUUUUCUAUGGUUAUGCAAGUGUUGAUGGAUCACCGGGGACACUUUACCAAGAACACGGCAAGCAUGGAGCCCGCUCAGAUCACUUUGGCAAUUAGGAUCACAUUAAAUGCUACACGCAUUAUCCAGCAGUAUACGCAGCACCAGAACCUGGCAAAGCAAAAUCGGCACUGAAUGCAGUGAGCAUCUCUGAGGGGGACUAUCAUGGUGAAAUAUUGUGCAGCAUAUAACUGCAGUAACGUAGACACAAAGUUAAAUCGGAAGCAGGGAAUAACUUUUCAUAGGUUUCCCAAGGAUAAUAAGAAAAAACAGCAGUGGGCCCAGGCAGUACAUCGGGCUGACCCCGUGAGUGGCAAACUCUGGACACCAUCUGAAUGGGACAUGAUUUGUUCUCAGCAUUUCAAUCCUAACUGCUUCAAAGAAAUUAAUGGAAAGAAAUUUUUAAAGGAGGGGAGUUGUCCUUCUAUAUUUUCCUUUCCUGACAAUUUUCAGAGAAUAGGUAAUUCUCUACGGAGAUCAAAAUGUGCUGGCAUAGGUCUAGAAAAUCCUCCUCUCGAGGCAGAUCCCAGUGAGGUGUAUGUUACACCAGCCACAGUAACGAAAACAGCGAACAACCCAAAAAGAUUAACAGAAAACUUCAGCUGUGCUCAUGAGGUAGACACCAAUGGGAUGUGUAAUACACAGGACACAGUAAUGACCGACCACCAUUACCAUAUCACAGACAGUCCAAAAACUCUGAAGAGGAAAUUGGAUGAACUUUUAGCAGAGAAUCACAAGCUCAGAAGAAAAUUAAGGAAUGCUUCUGAUCAAGAAGAGAGACUCCAUAAAAAUGUGGAAAUCUUGUUGGACAAGCUGCACUCUAAAGACAUGUUGUCGAGGGAAGUAACGUGACUGCUAGAUCUGUGCAAAGGGCAUGGGCUGAAUGACAGGUCUUCUCUCCCACUGCACCCAGCUGUUGGAUAAGAAAUGUUCACUAAUGUUUAUUGCUAUACAUGUCAUUUUUGAAUGUAUUUAUUAAAUAAAAAGAUAUGUAAACACUACUGAAGUUUUCAUAUAAAAGCUAGAAACUUCAACGUUAAGAUUGGCACUUGUGUUGUUCAGGGAGCGAAUGUCAGCCUUUUCUUUUAAUCCCUGUCUCUUCUUCAUUUGUCCCACACUGUUAUUUUUUAGAUAUAUAGUUUCAUGGAGGGUGGAUGGGAGUUUUACUUUUUUUUGUUGUUGUUUGUUUUUAAAGUCUUCUGUAGACCUUUACUAAGUGGACAGUAUUUAGCGCCUACGUUAUUCAUUUUUGUCUUUUUCCCCCCUUCUCCAUCUUAUGUCACCUUUUAAGUGCAUUAAUUUCUAGAGAUGCAAUGGUGUCAUUGCAACAGCCAUCCACAAGUGCACUAUAAAGUCAGUUUACAUAAUGGAUUGAAAUAUAUACUUUUUCUUUUUCUUGGAAAGAUCGGCAUUUGCAUUAACUAUCAUGUUAAAUCCUGUGAUCACGCGUAGUAAAGGGUGUGUGUGGGGUGUGUGUGUAUGGAUAGAUGCAGACUUAUUCUAGUCCAUUGUAUCAAUAUAUAUUUCUGCUGUCUAUAUAGCAUGCUAAAAUUGAACAUAUUAAAAUUCAUUAUGAAAAAUAA
Molecule: messenger RNA, 7031 nt
Organism: Dermochelys coriacea (leatherback sea turtle)
Lineage: Eukaryota; Metazoa; Chordata; Testudines; Dermochelyidae
Product: THAP domain-containing protein 6-like
Exons: 8
Coding region: 5614-6300 (228 amino acids)
Source: RefSeq, a predicted model, not a curated record